GACUCUCCUGUGCAUUUGCAACAUAUCUACCAAGUUCCUAAAGCUGCUCAUCCUCACCCUCUUUCUCUACUACUUCAACAUGGCACAACAUUCACUCUCCUUGAGGAACCCAAGACUUGGGUCAUGGCAGCGGUGCUCAAGGCAUAUCCAGGAGCGGCGAGGCCGGCUUUAUAUUAUUUGGAAGUGCACUGUUAUGCUCAUGCGGUGGCGGGACAAGUUCUGAGCCUCUUUGGUGAGACACAGCAAACACACACACACGCGCGCACACACACACACACACAGAGUUUGUAAUAUAACAUACAAGUGCUAUUAUAGAAUAGAGCAAAAAGGUUUUGACUUUUGAUUUCUGAUGGGUGGAUUAUAGAAGAACACAACGGCAGUCAUUAUGAUUCUGGGUUUUGACUUUUGAUUUCUGGGUUUCAUCGUUGAAAGAGAAUUAGAUUAUACAAAUGAUUCUGGUUCUAGAUUUUUGGCUUAGGUGAUCUUCCAAAUCACCUACCUACCCAAUUACUGGUGCUAUACUAGUGCAAGUUUACCAAUCAUUUAGGCUAUUCCAUCCCAUUCCAUUCAAUUGUUGGGUUUAUUGUGGAGAGACGUGUGUCCAAGGUUAUGAUUGUAUGAAUACUAAAGUUGCUUAGAAGCUUAUAAGAAGAUAGUUGAGGGAAGGCUUGAAAAUGGUGAGAGGAGAGAGAUUUGUUUGGGAAGAAAAUUAGUAGUAGGCGGCCAACCUAUAGACUAACAGUUUCCUCCACCUCAUAAGGAAGUCGUUAAUCUUCCACUUCAGGCCUGUUUCGGGCCUUUCGGCCCCUUGCCUAUUUGGACGCACAGAAGAGAAUUAUCACAUAAAUUUACUUAAUUGCCCUUUUAAACCGGAAGUCAGCCACUUCCAAAAUCUCUCUCUAUCUUCAAUGGGUUUCACAAACUGGUAUUGGAUUGGCCGAUCCUGAUCCUGAUUCCGGUUCAUAUCGACCGAUUUCUAUCUACUCUGGAUUAACAGGUAUCAGGAUUGGUUCGGUCUAGGGGUGUCAAACCUAAAACAGAACCGACAAAACUGGCCAGAUCAAACAAAUAAUAAUCAGGAUCAAAUCGAACCAAAGUCUUAUUGGACUGGUUUUGCUUUGAGAUAUUAUGACCCCAAAACAGACUGAGCCACAUUGGAAAUUAAACAAAGCCAAACCAAACCAGCCCAAAACUCAUAAAAAAAAAAUUUCUGCAUAAUUUUUUGCAUAAAUUUGCAUGGUAAAUUGAAUACAAACCGGACCAAAUCCAAACCACACCAAAACAAAAUCAAAACCAAAAUUUCCUUAUUGGUUUGUUUUAGGUUUUGAUUUCACCAUUCCCCCACUGAAACCAACCCAACCCGGAUCAAAACCAGAUUGAACUGACCGAUUGACACCCUAGUUCGGUCGAUUCCAAUCCGAAUCUGUCAAUUCUGCCUAUUCGAUUCCGGUUGUUAGAAUUAUUUACAACAUAAGGUAAACACAACUCUAGGUUUUUUUGGUGAUAAAUGAGCCAAAGCAAAUUCGUUCUAUGUUGGCCUUUUAGUAAUUUUACCGGCACAAAGCUUAGGAGACUUUGAAAUUUGAGGCCUAAUUGGAUUUUUUUCAUGAAAAAACGGCUAAUUGUAAUUCAAAGAGAAAGAUGGGAUUUGCAGAAAAUAUUUUCCUAUAAAUCAUCCACCCCGGAUUUCCAAUUUUCAGUUGUCAAGCUCAACGUUUCCCUAUAGUCUUGGAUUGUUGAAACAGAAACAGAAACAAACAGAGAGAGAGAGAGAGAGAGAGAGAGAGAGAGAGAGAAUGAGUAUGCUUGAUGGCUGGAUUAGUAUUGCAAUCAAUCUUGUAGUUUUGCUGAUCAUCAGCAUUGGCAUGGAACCAACUGCUGCAAGAGAGCAGCCACAGCCAUCAUUGGAAGUCUCUCUUCAUAAGGAGUUUGUACAGAUGUUUGGAUAUGGAGAGGAGAGGGUCUCAUCUGUACUAGUGGCUGGUUCACUUCUCUGUGAUACUUGUUUAGAUGACAAAACUGAAGCUGAAUCAUCACCCAUCUCAGGAGCAAGGGUAGCCAUUAAAUGCAAAAUUGGAAGGAAAAUGAGGAAAUCAAUCUGGGCUAGGGGAAGGACGGAUGAGUUUGGAGAUUUCAUAGUUCAUCUCCCCUCACGCCUCCAUGCAAUCCCAAGGUUGGAAAAAUUAUGCUUUGUAAAGGUUCUUGCACUGCCAAGGAACUCACCUUGUGGGCAUCUUUUGCCUGGUAAACCCAAACCAAUAAGAUUAUCAUCUGUUGGGAAUGGAAUUCGAACUUAUACUCCUGGGAAGAUGAGAUUCCAACCACUUUAUAAAGCUUCAAGAUUGUGUGUUAAGAAAGCAGGAGAUGGGGAGCCAGAGAACUAUUGGUGAGAAGUUGUAGAUAAGAACAUUAUUUCUAAGCUCAAUUAGAUGGCGCUUUCUGUCACAAUAUUGAGUUCGUGAUUCAAGAGUUUCCUCACCUUGCUUUACUUCUUUAAUUGGUUUCACUUUCUAAGUUUCUGUAGAAAUGAUUUGGUUCAUUCUAUCUAAGUUAAUCUGUUCUUUCAAGAAUAUAUGUGAAUUCAUGUACACAUCAGUAGAUCUUUCUUUGUAAGUGGAUCUUACUCUAAGAUGAUACCUAAAGAGAAUCCAUCUAAGAGGCCAGAAUACAUUAUAAGCAAAUCUUGUGCCAAGCUCUGGAUGUUGAAUACUUGGAUUUUAACGGAAAAUUCUUGUUCAAAAGCCA
This is a messenger RNA of Macadamia integrifolia, 2745 nucleotides long. RefSeq lists its product as uncharacterized. Lineage: Eukaryota; Viridiplantae; Streptophyta; Magnoliopsida; Proteales; Proteaceae. The record is from RefSeq and is a predicted model, not a curated record. Bases 1797 to 2390 code for a protein of 197 amino acids. The transcript is spliced from 2 exons.